ACCGCAAACGUCGCGAAAAAACGCCUCUGAAUAAAUCGCGCGGCGGCAAAAGUGCAAGGAAAAGGAUUCCUCCUACCUCCCAUAUAUCCUUUACCUGGUGCGAGCUCUUAGUUUUGUGUGUGUGUUUCUUAAGCCUCUUUCUUAGAUCUAAUUUACAGCUCUUAAUAAUUGGAAUAUAAACACUUUUGGAUACAACAGAAAUUUAAUUGAGAGUUCUAAACAAAAGUGAAGAUGCCUUACCACCGACUGAGUUUUCUGGGACUGCUCUCGCUGACGCUCCUCUCCCUGGCUGCUGCGGAUGUAGGUUAUCAUUACCAACGUCCAACGAGACCCACAGCUCCCUCGGCUCCUUCGGGACCAGGAUCGAUAUACACUGGCCACCAGUUCAGUGCCUUGCCCACGAUUCAUCCACUGCCACCGAUUCCGGCACUUCCGCCAUUGCCCACGGCCAGGGUUCCUUUGCCCCGGAGUCGUCCCACAGCUCCGGCUGCCAGCUUUGUCAGUCGCUAUCUGCCGCCCACAUCGCCGCCAGUGGUGUCCACAUAUAUACCACCACCGGUGGCUGCUCCCAUCUCCUCGAUAAGCUUCCAUGGGACGCCGACUCUGAAGCCCGUUUAUGGACCACCACCGGCACUGAGGAUCUCCUCGCCAGUGCCCACGCUGUCCACACCCAUUGUGGUGCCACCCACUGGACCUGCUCCUCUGGCGGCAGGAGGUAACCUGCGGAUACCCUUCGGCAAGCAGGCACUGAUCUCUCCCGGAGAGUCCUACGUGUCCAAUGGCAGGCAGCUGAAGCAGUACGCCGUCAUCGAGAUCAUAGACAACGACAUAGACGAGACUCCGGCUCCGUUCCUGUCGGGUUCCAGCUUCUUCGAUCGCUUUGGAGCGCAUGUGGGUGCACCAGCGGCCAAUGGCAUCCAGAUAGAUUCCCGGGCCAACUCCCUGCUGCUGGAGCAGCAGCAGCUAGCCAUUCAGCCGAGAUCUCAGGGAGGAGCACCGCAAGGUGGAGAUGCCAUAGCCCUGGGAUCUGGAGGAUUGGGCUUUGUGCGAUUGGCCAAUGGUAAUGUGUACUUGGGGUCCGGUUCUCUGGGCUACAUCAGUGGUCAGCAGCGGGUGGCCUCUGUGCUGGAUGCACGCACCCGGUCGGAGUCCACCUCGGAUGCCUUGCACUUUGGCCACGGUCCUCUGGGUGGAGCGGAUAACCUGCUGAGGUUCAAGUAGUAGAGAGGCUAUCGAUCGAUCUAUCCUAUCCACACUACACCCUCACUCAUCCGCUCAUCUAUCUAUUAAAUAUAAAAAUAAAUAUUGUAAAUAUUUGUAAUUAAAAAAACGCCUUUAUAGUAGAUAUUUAAGCUUGCUUCAACAUUUCGAGAUUCUUGUACAUUUGUCCUAUG
Drosophila serrata is the source of this 1394-nucleotide messenger RNA. RefSeq lists its product as uncharacterized. NCBI's taxonomy places the organism in Eukaryota, Metazoa, Arthropoda, Insecta, Diptera, Drosophilidae. The record is from RefSeq and is a predicted model, not a curated record.